Molecule: messenger RNA, 1550 nt
Organism: Lepus europaeus (European hare)
Lineage: Eukaryota; Metazoa; Chordata; Mammalia; Lagomorpha; Leporidae
Gene: ARHGDIA
Product: Rho GDP dissociation inhibitor alpha
Exons: 6
Coding region: 121-735 (204 amino acids)
Biological process (GO): Rho protein signal transduction
Cellular component (GO): cytosol; membrane; cytoplasm
Molecular function (GO): Rho GDP-dissociation inhibitor activity; protein binding
Source: RefSeq, a predicted model, not a curated record
UGACAGGCGGGCGGACGGGCGGACGGGCGGGGCGGCGGACGACGUUCGUCAUCUGCUGCGGGAGGGAGCGCGAGAGCUACGCGGUCGAGCCCUCCGGUGUCCAGGCGGCGAGCGGCGAGCAUGGCUGAGCAGGAGCCCACGGCCGAGCAGCUGGCGCAGAUCGCGGCGGAGAACGAGGACGACGAGCACUCGGUCAACUACAAGCCGCCGGCGCAGAAGAGCAUCCAGGAGAUCCAGGAGCUGGACAAGGACGACGAGAGCCUGCGCAAGUACAAGGAGGCGCUGCUGGGCCGCGUGGCCGUGGCCGCGGACCCCAGCGUGCCGAACGUCGUCGUGACCCGCCUGACCCUGGUGUGCAGCACGGCCCCGGGCCCCCUGGAGCUGGACCUGACCGGAGACCUGGAGAGCUUCAAGAAGCAGUCGUUCGUGCUGAAGGAGGGCGUGGAGUACCGGAUAAAGAUCUCCUUCCGGGUGAACCGAGAGAUCGUGUCCGGCAUGAAGUACAUCCAGCACACCUACAGGAAAGGCGUCAAGAUCGACAAGACCGACUACAUGGUGGGCAGCUACGGGCCGCGGGCCGAGGAGUACGAGUUCCUGACGCCCAUGGAGGAGGCGCCCAAGGGCAUGCUGGCGCGCGGCAGCUACAACAUCAGGUCCCGCUUCACGGACGACGACAAGACGGACCACCUGUCCUGGGAGUGGAACCUCACCAUCAAGAAGGAGUGGAAGGACUGAGCCCCCCCCCCACCGAAGUGCUGACAGGGCCCCCCCCGCGGCCCUCCCCCCUCGGCCCUCCUGCGCCCACAGGCCCCCGCCCGCGGUGGUCUGCCGUUGCUGCUUCUGCCUGUGCUGCCGGGCGGGAGGCCCCGGCCCGAGUCUCCCCUGCCCGCUGUGUCCCCCCAGGUCCCCUCCCCCUGCCACGCCCGCGGCCCUGGCCCUUAGGAGGGAGCGGGGCGGCCCGCGCGGGAGCUGGGGUGCGUGAGGCAGCCCCGUCCAUUUCCCGGCCAGUUCAUCUGUCGCUCAGUACCGUCUAACCAUGAUGCCUUAACGUGUGGAAUGCGUCCCGGGAGCUGCCAUUCACUCCCCGUGUCUGCCCCGCCCACCGCCCCUGCGACAGGGGAGGGGCGCCAGUGCCACCUCCCUGCCCCCCAGCCCCCGGGCCUGGCCAGCCGACCCCUGUCCCCCGGCCGCUGGGGCGAGCCACGUUGCCAAACGCCAGGCACUUCCUGUCCCGUGGGGGGCAGGCGUCCCACACCUCUGCCUGCCCUGUCCCAGCAGCCAGCACUGACCCCUUCCCCGCAGAGCCCCCGGCAGACAGCGCGGCCGAGCCUUCCUGCUCUCCGGACCGCAGUAUUUAUUGCCUCUGUUCGUGCCGUCCUGGGCCCUCCCGGACCCUGCAGGACGAACCUGGGACCAAGUGCACACCGCUGGGGGCCGUCCCCGUGCCUCCCCCCAGUCUCUGUGUGGCGUCUGCCGGGCUCGGCCUCCACAGCCACAGGAGCCCCCGCUUCUCCUCCCCCAACUGGGAAAUAAACUGCCCCGAGGACCCA